ACGAUGGAAACACACCUCUACAUAUUGCAGCCAUGUUUGGACAUGUUGAAACAGUGAGACACCUGAUCAGUAAGUACAGUGCUGAUAUCGAUUGCACUAAUAAUCAGAACAGUACUCCAUUGUGUUUAGCUGCGGCAUAUGGUCAUGAGAUUGUGAUACAUGCUCUGAUAGAGUUUAAUUGCAGUCCACACGUCAGAGACUACAAUGGUCAAACUCUGCUUCAUUAUGCAUGCCAAAAUGGUCAUAUAAAACUAUUAAAUAAACUGGUAACUGAACAUAAGGUGGAUCCAUCAAUUAGAGACAAUGAUGGGAACACACCUCUGCAUCUUCUGUGUCGUACCCUGCAUGCGGAAAAAGAGAAAUUGAGAAUAAUCCUUUGCGAGCACCGGUACUGGACAGUGUUUCAAGUUAAUAAUAACGGUAACACCCCUCUUCACACAGCAACUCGAUAUGGGCAAGCUGAUUGUGCAUACUUACUAUCGCAGGAGUACAAUGCUCCCCUAUUUGUGCAAAAUAAAUAUGGUUGGACGGCCCUUGAUUUAGCUAAAGCUCUGGGAAAUCAACAUAUUGGUAGUAUUUUCUUAAGUCAUAAUUUUGAAAUUCAGUCAACCUAUGAGCAACUAGAUAAACUUGCUAAAAAGGAAUUUGCUGGUGAAAAGAACCUCACCAGAAUAUUUGUUGUAGGUCAUCCAGGUGCAGGGAAAUCCACGCUUGUUGAGACUAUUAAGAAAGAAGGUUUCUUCAGCUACUUCAGCACAUCAACUGUAAAACUCCACACUGCAGGUAUUAUUCCAAGUACUUACGACAGUAAUACUUAUGGAAGAAUGAUACUCUAUGAUUUUGCUGGUGAUUCUGUAUACUACUCCUCACAUGCUGCAAUUAUGGAGUCAAUCAAUACAUCGAAAGGAAGUAAUAUCUAUCUGAUAGUUUGUGAUUUGAGUGAAGGUGAAGAAGCUGCUGUCACUAAAUACAGCUACUGGCUUUCAUUUCUAUCAUACAAUAUUAAGCAAUUUUCAAACACGAUUAUCUUACCAGUGGGAAGCCAUGCUGAUGAUUUCAUGAACAAAGCGUCAGUUCAACAAGUAUUACGUGUAUUAAACGAUGUAUCACAAAAGUUCUGCACCAGCUCCAAUAUUGAUAAAUUACACAUAGAACAAAGUGUUGCUCUUGAUUGCCGUAACCGAGGAGCUGCGGUCGAUAGCAUCAAGAAACUUGCUACGAAAUUCUUCGAUUUAGUAUCCCCCGUCAGACUUUCCCCAGAGACAAGCACUCUCUUGGGAUUGUUGAGAAAAGAUUUUGAACACAUUCCAGCUUGUAAAGUAAACCUUCUUAUCUCUCACAUAGAAGGUACUGGAAUUCCGUUGCCACUAAAUUCUUUAUCACUAUACUCUCUCAUAAGAGAGUUACAUGAUUUGGGUCUGCUAAUGGUGAUAGAGAGAGAAGGGGACUCCAUUGAGAACCACAUAAUCAUUCUCAAGAUAUCAGCAUUCACAUCAGAUGUACACAAUAAACUGUUUUCAACGUCUGCUAAAGCUGACCUCACCAAGCACAUUGAUCAACUCAAGUUUAGCGUAGGUAUUAUUUCAGAAUCACUACUGGAGAGAGUACUGCCAGAGUACAUCACAAAAGAAAGUCUACUGCAGUUGCAGUACUGUCACGAAAUUGAGAAUUUGUAUGUGGAAGAGGACCACACUCAUUCUCAACUCACUUCAGAACCUGUACCAACAGAUAGUGCCACUAAAGAGAAAUCUCAUUUAUUUUUCCCUGCUCUGUGUGAUCUCAAGCUUGAGGACAUUCAAUGGCCUAAAUCCGAAGGUGAUAAGAUUACUUUGGGAUGGAAUGCUAAAUGUGAUGGUGACAGAUUCGACUUCUUUCCAACACGAUUUCUUCAUGUGCUUAUCGUUCACCUCUCUCACAACUUUGCACUAAAACAAAUCCUGCCCACAAAACACAGACUCUCCUCUACAGCUUCCAAUUCUUUGAUUGCUGAGGUACAUGCUGCCAAUCCUAGCUGUCAUGUCUGGUCGACUGGUCUGCAUUGGCUUAUGAAGAAUGGAGUGGAAGUGUUUGUCGAUAUGCCUAAAGAAGCUGAUAGUAAAGAACUGGUUGUACUAGCAAGGAGUGACGUCCGAAAUCAAGCCAAGUGUUCUGAAACUCUGCAUCAAGUUAUUCAAAAGGUAGUGGAAGCAAAAAUGGAGUUCUGUGCUAGUAUAGUGCCUACUGUUUACCUUCUUGAUCCGAGCAACCUCAAAGAUGAACCUUUUACGAAUGCUUUGAGUUCAUCUAAAUAUGCUCUUAGUGAUAUCGAAGAAGCACUAGCAGAAGGCACUGAGAAAGUUGCCGAUAAAGACAGGCAAUGCUUCUCCACUCCGAUCAAAGAAUGGAUUAGCCCAACAAGAUGGGCCAUAUCUUACUGGAAUCUGUUUUUUCCGAUGAAUACCUUCUUGGUUCAUUCUGCUUUGCAAGAAGUAAAUAGUGCUCAAUGGAAACUGCUAGGAAUGAGUCUUCCGAUCCCCUGGAACAAAUUAGAUGACAUUGAGAAUAAUGACUCAUCAUACCCUGGUGACAUUGCUAAGAAAGAAGAAGUAAUUCAACUAUGGAUGUCUCAAGAACCCACCUGGAUAGUGUUGGUAGAUGCUCUCAGUCAAUCUGCAUAUGAAUGGUCACAGAAUUCAAGUCAAAUCUCACAAAAGCAUAAUGUGCCUCUACAAAAGAAAAUUCUCGAAAAAGAUUCAUCUCUCCGUCCUAACGAGGACUUUCUCCAAUCAUUUGCUGACGUCAUUGGCUCUCGUUGGCAGUGUCUUGCUUUUCCCCUCUCCCUCACUUCUGAAGACAUUGUGAGCAUCAAGAGAGAGACAAGAGGAGCAGAGCCGACUAGACAAGCACUCAUCGUGCUGCAGAAGUGGGCAGCCAGGGAGACGGCAACUUAUGGUCAGUUGAGAGAGAGGCUCCGUACACUCUCAGUGUUUCAUAUCUGAGAACUUUAGUAUCAUGCAUCACACCACAUCGCUACUUUAACGCAUCUACUGUAGAUACAUUUUUUGUGUCAUUGAACUUUCAGAACUCAUGCUUAGCCAUUAAAUUUAAGCAACAAUACGUUCUAGUCUACUGCAAUUUAAUUUCUGUACUGCCUGCAAUACUCUAUAAUAAUAUACAACCUUCAAAAAAUCGCAUAAUUUUGUUAGCCCUUUACUAGUUUCUUAAUGUUGUCAAUUCUCUUAUUAGUCAAAUGCUUCCCCCAAGUGAUUUUUGUCUAUAGCUUUUUUGUUGUACAAAAGUUCUGUUACAGCAGCUCCAAGAUUGAUGAUUUACAAAUCGU
Molecule: messenger RNA, 3319 nt
Organism: Halichondria panicea
Lineage: Eukaryota; Metazoa; Porifera; Demospongiae; Suberitida; Halichondriidae
Exons: 3
Coding region: 33-2978 (981 amino acids)
Biological process (GO): signal transduction
Molecular function (GO): protein binding
Source: RefSeq, a predicted model, not a curated record